GUUGGCUUAAGGAAGAACGAGUAUAACCACAGUCAUCAUACUUUUUGUCUUCCAAGGGGAACUUUAGGUUUUAUUUUCAAGCCGGCUACGGCAAAGAUCGUGUGGCUGUGCUGAGCUUCCUUUCUGCUUCUCCUCUGGUCUCCGGCAGAUCGCGUUUCUGUUUCUGAUGCGUGAUUGGAAAGAUAAACGCUCUCGUAGCUCACACAGCUUGUUACUCUGCAAGGUAGCCAGUAACAUGCUGGGAGGUCAGAUAGCCCACUGUCUCUACUAGUCCUAGUCCAACUACAAAGCCCACGUGUCUCCUUCUCCGCUGGUGGAUCUUUAUGUCGGGUUAUUCUGAGAGGGGAUCCAGAGCGACUGACGGGAGGAGGAGAGUCUGAUGGAGGAGCAGCUCAGCCACUGCAGUGAGAAACAUCGGUUCUUCAUAAAAGGCAAAAGAAGGAAAAGCAUGCUGAACACUCUGCACACUGAUGACCUAAAAAUAACCCACCCAACGCCAACAAGUACAGAUAAACCAGUUGUGAUCCCUGUGGAAAAGACUUUUACCACUAUGAAGCAAGCCAGAAGACACCAGCGCACCGAUAGUGGGGACAGAAGCUUUAGAUGUGAUUGUUGUGGAAAGUCUUUUUCUCAGCAUCACAGUUUAAAAAAACAUCAGCUCAUCCACACUGGAUUUAAACCAUUCAGCUGCGAUCAGUGUGGAAAGGCUUUUACUCACAAAAGGAACUUUAAAGAACAUCAGUUUAUCCAUGCUGGAGUUAAACCAUUCAGCUGUGAUCAGUGUGGAAAGUCUUUUACUCGCAAAAGUCACUUAAAAGGACAUCAACUCAUCCAUGCUGGAGUAAAACCUUUCAGCUGUGAUCAGUGUGGAAACUCUUUUACUCACAAAAGUCACUUAAAAGAACAUCAGCUCAUCCAUGCUGGAGUAAAACCUUUUAGGUGUGAUCAGUGUGGAAACUGUUUUACUCACAAAAGUCACUUGAAACAACAUCAGGUCAUCCAUGCUGGAAUUAAACCAUUCAGCUGCAAUCAGUGUGGAAAGGCUUUUACUCGCAACAGUCACUUAAAACAACAUCUGCUCAUCCAUGCUGGAGUUAAAGCAUUCAGCUGUGAUCAGUGUGGAAAGUCUUUUACUCAUAGAAGUCACUUAAAAGAUCAUCAGCUAAUCCAUGCUGGAGUUAAACCAUUCAGCUGUGAUCAGUGUGGAAAGUCUUUUACUCAUAUUAGUAAUUUAAGAAAACAUCAACUCAUCCACACUGGAGUUAAAUCAUUUGUCUGUGGCCAGUGUGGAAAGUCUUUUACUCAUAUUAGUAAUUUAAGAAAACAUCAACUCAUCCACACUGGAGUCAAAUAAUUUUUUUGUGAUCACUGUGGAGGGUUUUACUUAUAUAGACACAUUUAAAAAGCACCAGAUCAUUCACACUGGAAUUAAACCAUUUGUGGUCAGUGUGGAAAGUCUUUCGCUAGUUUAAUCAUCUAAAAAAAUAAAGAUAUCAACCAUCUUAAAAUUAAAACACUGAAACCUGAGUGGGUGGAAAGUCUUAUAUCCAUAAUGCAAACUUGUUCAACUGACAAAGUGUCCCUCUGUAACAAAACUGGCAGACCAUCGUGACAGUACUCUGACAGAGUUCUUUUGGACACAGUGAGAAACACAGCUGAUCUGAACAAAUCUUCUGUAUGCCUGGUCAAACUUAAAAAAUUGAUCAGGCUUGACAGAAUUCAGCUUUAAUCUCCUGUUCAAUGCUACUGCGAGAAAAUCCGUUAUAUCAGUUAAGACCUUCUACAUGCUCUCUGGUGAAAGCGAGUGUGGAUAAACUUUGACAGCAUUGAGCAAGCUAAGUAUUAGAAAGACUUAGGACCAGGUAAAAUGAGCAAGUAAAUGGAAAGAGAUUUACAGAUGUGAUGUUUGCUUUGAGGGUUUGAUGGAGACUGUCAGAUCUUCACUAUGUCUUUGUGGAUCUGGUGGUGCAGGAAUUGAAGACAGAAUGGUGAAAUGUGUGGUAGCAGUAACAGAUUGAUUGGAGGUGGGGAUGGGAUUACAUCAAUUCUGAGCCCCUUCUUGCUUCCAAUUGUGAUGGACAGGCUGACAUGCAAGACAAGUUAACAGUCUCUUUGGAUUAUCAUGUUUGCAAAUGACAUUGUUAUCAAUAACCCACUGAUCAAAGACCACUGAUCAAGGUUUUGGUCAGUGGUUGUUGAUCAAUGGUCUUGAGAAUUUGCAUAAUUAAGAUUAAGGAACUGACCUCCCAGCCCAUUGUUCCUUCAAUGGGCUGGUUGCAGUCAUUAUGCAAAUGUACUGUUUACAAGGUUUGGGAAAAACUGCAGUUAGCUGAGACUGAAGAAGUCACUUGGAUGAGUGACGAAACGUUUCUCCCACAAAACGCUACGUCCAGAUGAACAGAUUCAACUUUCGGAGAUUUACUUUCCUGGAUGAUUGAGAAUGCAUCAAGAAAAAAUAUAUAAUUGUAUUAUGUAAUUGUAACAAUAUAGCUUAAUAAUGAUUACAGGACAUCAGACUACUUGUUCAUAUUGCUUAAUAAUGUAAAAUUAUCAUAUAGAAAUAAAAAAAACUUGAAAUUGUGCGCUAUUUGAGUAUGUUGCCUGCCUGCAGCACUAAAGGACUCUGCGAGAGACGCCUAGCAGCACCUGUCCCACUCCUCCUGUUCAGUUCGCCUCAACAUAAGCUCAUCAUAUUCUGUGAUAUGAUUGACUCUAAGGUGUUUGACGAGGUUAGAGGUGUUGCCACAACACCUCACUCUCUUGCCACAUGUAUCGCAAACCACGUCUUGGCUGUUCGUGGAAAUAUAAUGUCCACACAUGACUCUGUUUACGCUCAGCCAUUGUUGUGAGUGCGCAUGCCAGGGGCUGCGACACAUUUAUACAGCCGUAUUUCGCAUAUGACUGUGAAAGGUGUAAUAUUCCAAUUUAGAUCCGAAUGAUACCCAAAGUACUAAAAUAUCGAUAUUUUAAUAUGAGAAUCGAUUCUAGAACAUAAAUUACUGGUAUCGGAAGAAUAGAUAUUUCAAUAUUGAUACGCACACCGCUAGAAAUAACAUGCCUAUCUUAAGCUGGCAGCCAGCAUGCAGAAAGACUUUCUCUGAAUUGUUGACAUUAACGUCUUACAUGUUCUGAUUUUUAAUCAAACUGUUCAAUAAAAA
Pelmatolapia mariae (spotted tilapia) is the source of this 3158-nucleotide messenger RNA. Its product is annotated as gastrula zinc finger protein XlCGF8.2DB-like. The transcript has 3 exons. Bases 380 to 1354 code for a protein of 324 amino acids. The record is from RefSeq and is a predicted model, not a curated record. NCBI's taxonomy places the organism in Eukaryota, Metazoa, Chordata, Actinopteri, Cichliformes, Cichlidae.